AUGGCCAAGGGAAAGAAAACCAAAGAGGCUAAAAGUAAGACAAUCACCUUGAAAAUGGCUCAGGACAGCGUGACGUUGACAACAGAUGGCAAACGGCGACUGGAUCUCAGUUUUAAGGAGAUCUCGUCGGUGCCAAAGUGCAUCCAGAAGCUGUGUGAUGUGGAUGAACUUGACCUGAGCAGGAACCUGAUGAAGGAAGUCCCAGACAUUCUUGACCUUUUCAUCAAUAUCCGUGUUUUGGAUCUGCACAGUAACUAUCUGGAGGAAGUCCCUGAGACCAUCGGCCGCCUCCAGAAGCUGCAGGUUUUGAACUUGUGUAACAACCGUCUGACAACCCUCCCCAAUGAGAUCGGCCUUCUGAGUAAACUCCACACUCUCAACCUGGGCCUCAACCGGCUGGACGCUCUUCCCUCCACCAUUGCUGCCUUGAAGGAGCUCCGCAACAUCGGCCUCUCUGACAACCAAUUCACCCGCGUCCCCGGCUGCCUUUCGAGGCUCAAGGAUCUGGAUAAGGUCAACCUGGACAGGAACCCCUUCGUUACUGAACAUUCCCACAGUCAGGGAUCAGUCCUGAUAACAGACAGACUUUAUGUGGUCAAGGAGAGCAUCCUGUGUGAUGACUGUCUGAGUAAGUGCCAAAUGGAGAGGAAGACGCUGGAAGAUGCUGUGAAAAGGAAGGAUCCCAAAUUGCUGGUGACCCAGGAAGACAGGGAGAUGUAG
This is a messenger RNA of Scomber japonicus (chub mackerel), 720 nucleotides long. RefSeq names its product leucine rich repeat containing 18b (gene lrrc18b). Lineage: Eukaryota; Metazoa; Chordata; Actinopteri; Scombriformes; Scombridae. Gene Ontology annotation, molecular function: protein binding. The coding region runs from base 1 to 720 and encodes 239 amino acids. The record is from RefSeq and is a predicted model, not a curated record. The transcript has 2 exons.